GCCCGCGUCCCCGGGAGGUGCCGGCCGGGGCUCAGCGGGCCCGGUGAAAUGGGAAUGUGACACGGUGGCACUGAGCCCUGAGAAACUUUGUGCUCCGGGGAUGUGCGGCUCCGGGAGGCAGCGAGGCGGUCGCCGAGCCCCCCCCAACGCAGCCCCGGCCCGGAGCGGGUCAGCUCGCUGAUGCCGGACGCGGGUAGCCCACGGCCGAAGGAGCGCAGGUGAGAGGCGGCAGAGCCGGGCAGGACGAUGCUGUGCUUUAACUCCUUUCAAGCCCCACGGCUGGAAUGAGCAUCUUCCUUUGCGGGGUGCAAAGGGGCGAAUGCUCGGUAGAGUCCCCCCCAAGCCAGCGCAGGGCAGUCGGGGACCGCAGCGCACUUUCUCUCCCAUCGCGUCUGGCUCCUGCCCUGCACCAUGGCCCCGGUCUGGUGGCGGGUGGUGAAGCUGUUGCUGCUGCUCCAGCUGUGCUCCCAGGGCUGUGCUCCUCGAGCCUCCCCGCCGCCCCACCGCUGCCCCACCACCUGCAUCUGCACCUCCGACCUGCUGAGCUGCAGCCGGCAGACCUUGCAGCGCGUGCCCCGGGCACUGCCGCCCACUGCCACCACGCUGGACCUAAGCCACAAUGCCCUCACCCAGCUCCACGACCACUGGCUGGCCGCCCUCCCGCACCUCGAGGCCCUCCACAUCAGCCACAACCAGAUUAAGGACAUUUCUCCACAGGCUUUUCACAAUGCCUCCUACCUGCGGCAUCUUGACAUGUCCUCCAACCACCUGCACGCUGUCGAGACGCACUACUUCGACGCGCUGGUGAGUUUGGAGGAGCUCCUGCUCUACAACAACCGCAUUACACGAGUGGAUGAAAACGCCUUCACCAAACUGAGUGGCCUGCGAAAAGUCUACCUGAGCUGGAACAACCUGACCACCUUCCCCUUCCACUCAGUGCAAGGGCUGGGCAUCUACAGUCUCCGCACGCUGGACCUCUCCUCCAACAGCCUGAGCAGCAUCCCUGUGGAGGAGCUGGCAGCUCUGCCUGAAAACAUCAGGAAUGGCCUGUACCUGCACAACAACCCUGUCAGGUGCAGCUGCCCACUCUACCUGAUGCUCCAGCACUGGAAGCAGCGAGGUUUCAGCUCUGUGAAGGAUUUCUUUGAGGAACAUACCUGCAAGGUGUCUGACAACGUGCCCAGGUCCCUCAUCAAGUUCCUCAAGUAUAGCCAAAUGUUUGAGAACUGCUCAGCGGGCCCUGAAGAUGUCCACCCUGUGCCCUUCCCUGUGAUGGUGGGCCACAGCCUCCUGCUCACCUGCAACACCAGCCUGCCAGCCAUGGCCACCACCUACAUGUGGAUCUCCCCUCACCAUGAGCCCAUCAAGUACCCAGGGAACAGAGACCAUUCCUUGGAGCUCUACCACAAUGGCAGCCUGAAGAUUGCAGUGGCCAAGCCCUGGCACUCUGGGGUCUAUGUGGGCUUGGCCAUCAACAGCCCCCGCAAUUUCAGCAGGUUGUGUGAAGUCAACGUGACGGUCUACUACCCCAAGCCGGAGGAAGAGACCUUCAACACUGGCCUCACCACUCUGCUGGGCUGCAUCGUGAGCCUGGUGCUUGUGAUCAUCUACUUGUACCUUACACCCUGCCGCUGCCUAAGCUGCUCCAAGAAGCCAGCUCCUCUCAGCCCUCCACAGGAGUGCAGUGCCCAGUCCUCCAUCCUCAGCACCACCCCCCCUGCCACCGAUGGGCCAAACCGCAAGGUCAGUGCCAGCAAGCACGUGGUCUUCCUCGAGCCCGCCAGGGAGACACAGAAUGGCAAGAUCCGCCUGGCCCUCAGCGAGGACUUCCCUGAUGCCAAGCACCCCAAGGUCCUGCAGGUCAAGUCGGACUCAGAGUCCAUCAGCUCCGUCUUUUCAGACACCCCCAUUGUGUCGUAGCGUGGCAGAACUGGGAGGAGAGCCAAGGGCAUCCUGAGAGCUGUUGUCCUCCAUCACUACUAGAAGCAGGAUUAUUGGCACCCUGAAUUCCUGGCUUGACUGUGACCCAUGAGGGUGACUAGCAUCACCUGUAACUGCUUCAGCCAUGAGCUCCUGGUGGGUUUUGGGGCUGGGGGCACAUGGGUGCCUGACGAGAGCAACUUGCAUGAGCCACUGGCAAUGUCCUCAUCAGCACAAGGGUAACGCUGAUGAACCCAGCACGCCUGAGACAUCUCUGCUUCAUUCGGGCAGCCAACUACCCAAUGGUGACACCAGGGCCAGCCAUCUGCCACCUCCAUGGGCACAUGAGACUCAACCUGGCACCACCAACACAGACUCCAGGCCAAGGAAAAGCCAUGUCAAGUGGGGCACUGUCCCUGCUCAUGCCAGGGAGGCCCCUGGGGAUGGUGAUGCCACCAUCCUCUCCCAGCUCGUGCCAGUCCCUAUCAGCAUGCCAUGGACAUGGGGGGACCUUGAGCUCAUCACAAGGAGGUUACAUCCCCCCUCCCCAAACAUAGCCACAAAGGAGAGAUGAAGCUAAGCAUCUGACCAGCCAAGAAGCCAAGCAAACAUUACAAGCUUUUGCCUCCCAAGAAGCUGUAAAUAAUCGAGGCAGGAUUAGAUGCCGCAAUACCGCGCCCGGCCCGCAUUGCUCAGAGCUCCUCGUGCCACCAAGGACGAUGAGGGCUCGGAUGCACCAACCUCCUUCCCUGCUUCUCCUUGAGGCGGACGAAUGCGCUGCUAAAGCACAGCUACUUAGGCAGUAAUCUAAUAAGCUCAUCGAUAAAUGUGAGUAAUCCUCUCCUCUCUUGGGUCAUAAUUCUCUAGUUACAUUGGAAUAAAAAUGCCUAUUUUUUUAAGCUCA
Calypte anna (Anna's hummingbird) is the source of this 2824-nucleotide messenger RNA. RefSeq names its product adhesion molecule with Ig like domain 3 (gene AMIGO3). Bases 412 to 1920 code for a protein of 502 amino acids. The transcript has a single exon. Gene Ontology annotation, molecular function: protein binding. NCBI's taxonomy places the organism in Eukaryota, Metazoa, Chordata, Aves, Apodiformes, Trochilidae. Gene Ontology annotation, biological process: brain development. The record is from RefSeq and is a predicted model, not a curated record.